This is a messenger RNA of Megalops cyprinoides (Indo-Pacific tarpon), 2143 nucleotides long. RefSeq names its product antizyme inhibitor 1b (gene azin1b). The record is from RefSeq and is a predicted model, not a curated record. The transcript has 12 exons. Gene Ontology annotation, biological process: negative regulation of protein catabolic process; positive regulation of polyamine transmembrane transport. Gene Ontology annotation, molecular function: ornithine decarboxylase activator activity; ornithine decarboxylase activity. The coding region runs from base 368 to 1675 and encodes 435 amino acids. Gene Ontology annotation, cellular component: cytoplasm. Lineage: Eukaryota; Metazoa; Chordata; Actinopteri; Elopiformes; Megalopidae.
AGCUGAUCCUUCAGUGAAGGCGUAUGGCAAAUCUGGCCUCUUUUAUUUCUUACACUGGUAUACCCACUACUCUUUAAAAAUUCCGCCCAAAAAGAGAAGGCGCUUUGCCAAAACAUUUUGGCCGUCAUCUCGCGGCACACCACUGUCUGCACAGGUGUUUGAAAACUACCCACAAGGCCAAGGGGCGGUCCUUCAGCGGGAGCAGUUUGACUUCAAUGCCAAGCCGCCUUGGGACCCCAGCUGAUAGAGGAAGUGGUCCAUCUCCUGACCAUUUUAAUGCAGACCUGCAGGACCCCAGCAGCUCGGCGUCGACUCUGACUCUGGACAGCUCUCUUUGUGGUUGGCUGAUUUGCGGAACACGGUUGAGAUGAAAGUCCUUGCUGACGAACCAGUCUACACCAUUAACGUGUUGGACAGAGGGGUGACCGUUGAUGAUGUCAUCGACGACCGCAUUCACGAACAAACUCUGGCUGAGAAGAACGCGUUUUUCGUGGCUGACCUUGGCGCCCUGAUGCGACAGCAUGUCCUCUGGCACUCCCACAUGGCCCGGGUCCGGCCCUUCUACACGGUCGCAUGCAACAGCAGCCCGGUGGUCAUUGACGUGCUGGCCGCCCUCGGCGCUGCCUUUGUGUGCGCCAGCAAGAGCGAGGUGGAGCAGGUGCUGAGCUACGGCGUGCCUCCAGAGAGCAUCGUCUGCGGCGCUCCCUGCAAGCAGCUCUCCCACGUCAGGCACGCCGCCAAGACCGGUGUCCACCUGCUGGUGUGCGACAGCGAGACGGAGCUGCGUAAGAUCGCACGGUGUCACCCCGCCGCCAGGCUGUUGCUGCAGGUGGCCACGGCGACUGCGGCGGAGGAGACGAGCAUGCCCUUUGGCUGCACGCUGAAGAGCUGCAGACACCUGCUGCAGUGUGCCCGGGAGCUGGGCUUGCAGGUGGUGGGAGUCAAGUUUCACGUGCCCGCCUCCUGCAGCAGCCUGCAGGCGUACUCCCACGCGCUGUCUGACGCCCGCUGUGUGUUUGACAUGGGGGAGGAGUUUGGCUUUGACAUGAAGAUCCUGGACAUUGGUGGGGGGUUCAGUGGGUCAGAGGGCCAGUUGGAACAGAUUGCGUCCGCCAUUGGGCCGCUGCUUGACCUUUAUUUCCCUGCUCUGUCCGGAGUGCACAUCAUGGCCGAGCCCGGGAGCUACUAUGUGUCCUCCUGCUUCACCCUGGCGGUCACCAUCAUUGGCAAGAAAGCGGUGGGCCAGGACCAACAUGGCCAGCCUCCAGAUGGGAUGUCCCCGGGCAACGAGCCGGAUUUCCUGUACUACAUGAACGAUGGGGUGUACGGGUCUUUUGCCAUCAAGUUGCUGGAGGACACAAUCCCAGCUCCAUCAGUUCACAAGAAAUCUGCGAGGGGGGCGGAGCCGUUGUUUGUCAGCAGCCUGUGGGGGCCCUCGUGCGACGGGCUGGACCGGGUGGUGGAGCGCCUCCUUCUGCCCGAGCUGAGUGUUGGAGACUGGGUCAUCUUCAGCAACAUGGGGACCGGCAGUCUGGGGGAGCCGUCUAGCUGCACAGCGAUACAGAAACCUCCUGUCUACUACAUCGUCACUGCAGAAGACUGGUACGAGAUGCAGGAAGCUGGAAUCAACUUGGACAGCACUUUGAAUACGUUAUUGGUGCCAUACUGCUUCUAGCUCAUGGGAGGACACAGUCACCCUAGUCCAUUGUGACAUCGGAGUGGUUCUCCAACCCAUGAUGUCCCCAGAAUUUGUCGGGUCAUCAUUCCAGAGGUGGAAUGACCCUGAAGGAAGCCCCUAGCAGUGUUUCCACCUUAAGAAUAUGAAGAAGAGUGUUCUCUACAGAGAAGAGAGAGAAUGUGUCAACACUGGAUUCACAGCUAUAUUUUUCUAUUUGAAAGAAAAGCUAAUAUGGUGUCCAGCAAACCCAUCUGAAAUUAAUCUAAUGAAAUACGCAAACAAAAUGGAUGAUCUAGCAGAGAUAACCCAUAAACUGGGUUCUUUCUUUUUCAGUUCACAUACCUGUAGGCUUAUGAUGUUCAUACUUGUCAUAUGACCACAAUUUAAGUCAGUUGUCUGCCCCAUAUAUUGCAGUUUUCUAGAAAUCCAGUCUGGUCUGAUUUGAACAUAUAAUUCAAAAAUCUA